AUGACCAUAACCGGCCUCACCUCGGAGCAGCUGUCCUUUUGGGAGGAAAAUGGAUACCUAAUCAUCCCAGAUGCGAUAUCACAAGAAGUGGUGAAGGAGCUUGUGGAUGAGACGGCGAAGCUUCUGAAUGAGUUCCCACUAGAGGGCCACCCUAUGACGAAGUUCACCACUGGCGACGGCGACAAGCACAUUGGCGAUGACUACUUCCUCAACAGCAACGACAAAGUGCGUUUUUUCUUCGAAAAGGGUGCCUUCUCCUCCACCGGCGAACUCAUCAAACCCAAAGCCAAAGCUAUCAACAAGAUUGGCCAUGCCUUACACACAAACUCCCCCCCAUUCGCAAAGAUGACAAUGACACCGCUCAACCGGUCGAUCGCAAAAUCCCUCGGCUUCCGCGAUCCCAAUGUCAUGCAGUCCAUGAUUAUUUGCAAGCAGCCAGAGAUUGGCGGCGCAGUGCUGUCCCACCAAGACUCGACAUUCUUAUAUACUGACCCGCCGAGCGCCGUUGGAUUCUGGUAUGCGCUCGAGGACACGACACCAGAGAAUGGUUGCUUGAGUUUUGUGCCGGGGAGUCAUAAGUGGGCGCCGAUCAAGAAGCGACUAGUGAGGCUACCGGAGGGUGGAACGGGAUUUGAGGACUUGAAGGAGGGACAGGCGAAUGGAGUCCGGGAGAAGGGGGGCGUAGAAAGGGAGGAGCGAAAAGAAUCUGAGCCCCAAUUCGAGGUGGAUUUAUACUUUCCAUGUUAUCGAGGGAGAGUAUCCAUAUGA
Molecule: messenger RNA, 768 nt
Organism: Morchella importuna
Lineage: Eukaryota; Fungi; Ascomycota; Pezizomycetes; Pezizales; Morchellaceae
Exons: 5
Coding region: 1-768 (255 amino acids)
Source: RefSeq, a predicted model, not a curated record